Messenger RNA from Protopolystoma xenopodis, 306 nucleotides. Lineage: Eukaryota; Metazoa; Platyhelminthes; Monogenea; Polystomatidea; Polystomatidae. The record is from the annotation of a GenBank genome assembly.
AUGGAGGAUGCCGGAAGGUUCGUUUGCGAGGCCUCCAACUCAUUUGGAAAGGCGACGCACAGUGUCGACGUGGAGAUAGGAGGAAUACGAGCUCCGGUAAUCAUACCAAAUCCGAGAGCCACAGCGUUGGCUGGCGAGCCAUCUAAGACUCUGCUGUGCACAGUACAAGACGCAAAGCCGGUCGCCACAGUGAUGUGGACGAAGAAUGGUCAUCCACUACCAAUAGAUUCGCCCAAGUUCAGUAUUGUUAACAACAACCUGGUGAUUCGUAAUAUAAAGGUCAGGCGAUGCUAUUGGAAUGUCUAG